Molecule: messenger RNA, 657 nt
Organism: Aedes albopictus (Asian tiger mosquito)
Lineage: Eukaryota; Metazoa; Arthropoda; Insecta; Diptera; Culicidae
Gene: Cypl
Product: peptidyl-prolyl cis-trans isomerase-like 1
Exons: 2
Coding region: 97-627 (176 amino acids)
Biological process (GO): protein peptidyl-prolyl isomerization; protein folding
Cellular component (GO): catalytic step 2 spliceosome
Molecular function (GO): peptidyl-prolyl cis-trans isomerase activity
Source: RefSeq, a predicted model, not a curated record
GGUGAUUGUCAAAAAUGUGUGAUGCGCUUCUCCGGUAUCUCGCAAAGCAAAAAGUUUUAAAUCGUUUAGUUUUAAAUAUUCAAAAAUUUUGUAAAAAUGCUCGCUUUACAACCCGGUACGACGACAGCCGGAAUUCCAGAUAAGCUAUGGCAACCACAUUUCGUCACAUUUGAAACUACAAUGGGUGAAAUUUCUAUUGAACUGUACUGGAAACAUGCGCCCAACACCUGCCGGAACUUUGCUGAGCUGGCGCGCCGAGGCUACUACAACGGAACCAUAUUCCAUCGCAUCAUUCGGGAUUUCAUGAUUCAAGGCGGCGAUCCAACCGGUACCGGACGUGGAGGACAAUCCAUCUAUGGGGCAACGUUUGCCGACGAGAUCAAUGCCGACCUGAAACACACCGGCGCCGGAGUGGUUUCGAUGGCCAAUUCUGGUCCGGACACCAAUGGGUCACAGUUCUUCAUUACUUUGGCGCCAACGCAGUGGCUCGAUGGGAAGCACACCAUAUUUGGGCGGAUCCACACCGGCAUGCAAGCAAUCAAACGGAUAGGUCAGGUGGAAACGGACAAAAAUGACCGGCCCGUGGAACAGGUAAAAAUUUUAAAGGGCAAGGUGGAAAAGUAUUGAGUUUAAUAAAUCUUAAUAUUUGUUUGUAAA